Eriocheir sinensis (Chinese mitten crab) is the source of this 1748-nucleotide messenger RNA. RefSeq lists its product as uncharacterized. The transcript has 2 exons. The coding region runs from base 52 to 1527 and encodes 491 amino acids. The record is from RefSeq and is a predicted model, not a curated record. Lineage: Eukaryota; Metazoa; Arthropoda; Malacostraca; Decapoda; Varunidae.
CUUUGCUUCGAACAAGUUUUUUUAUUUACCAUCAGAGCACAUUCCAACGCAAUGGGCCAGAAGACUUCAGUGCUGAAGGUGAAGGCUGUGGCGGAGGUGCCGGCCGGCCGCCCCGUCGUGGACACCCUGACCCUCUCGUACAGCACGAGAGGCUGCUGGGGGCGGGGAAGGCGACGGCUGGCACGAUUCACCUUCCCACACCGGGGCUGGGUGAGCAGCCUUGGCCCACAGGUCUGCAGGGCCAAGGAGCAGCCGCUCCUGCCCCUCGCCAAGCUGCAGAAGAAGGACGCCAGCACGAUCAUCAAGGUGAAGUGCACCUUCCGCGGGGCGCCCGUACUCGCGGCCACCAUGCCGCUCGCCCGUCUGUUGGCCCUGGGGGAGGGAACUGCGGGGGGGGACGCAGCCCUCCUCUCCUUCAAGCUGGCAGGCGGCGAGAACAUGGCGGUGCAGCGAGGGGCCGCCUACACCGCCUUGUCGUGCAACGGGAGGUUGUGCGGCAAUGGUGGUAGCGCGGGGGGGAACGGCGGCCAGGGGGACGCCGAGUGUCUCAGCCACAGGGAGGGUGGCUGGGGCACGCCGGCCAGCCCUGGUCAGCAGCAGCUUCGGGGGGAUGAGGAAACGUUAGGCCCUGCGCAGCCAAAGGCCACCGAGGGUCAGCAGUGUCCUGGCCGCGCAGGUCACCGUGAGGGUGAUGACCUGCCGGCACAGAGAGGGGGCCCAGCCGCCGCCUUGACCCACAGGCAGCUGACAGCCGUCGAGCUGUGGUGCCCCGUAUGGAAGACACCGACCCGCGCCAAGGAUUCCGGGACCAACACGCGCCCACAUUCACCCAGCACCCCGGCCUUCCCGGCAGAGCCUCAGCCUGCCGUGAUAACCCUUCCAGACUGCGCCCAGACGUUCACAGUACCGCGCGUCUACCGCAAAGACCCUUCUGCCAGCGCUCAGGACCCUGCUGUGCCAGAGGUUGACUUGGGGGAGUCAUCCACUCUGGCACUCUACUACGCCCUGAACAGGACUGAGCCUCAGCCGUACGUUGGGCAGGACUCGUCACCGCCAGUGAUGGACUUUGGGGAGUCAGUAUCACUGGAAUUCUACGAGCCAGCGCCUUUCGUCGAGGUCCCACCGUCCAGCGCCCACGUCCCUGAGCCGGAGCCGUACGUUGGGCAGGACUCGUCACCGCCAGUGAUGGACUUUGGGGAGUCAGUAUCACUGGAAUUCUACGAGCCAGCGCCUUUCGUCGAGAUCCCACUGUGUAGCGAACAUGACGAUGAGCCGGAGCCGUGCGUUAGGCAGGACUCGUCACCGCAAGUGAUUGACUUUGGGGAGUCAGUAUCACUGGAAAUCUACGACCCAUCGCCUUUCGUCCCUGAGCUAGAGCCAGCGCCGCCCCAGGAGCAGUGGCCCCUGGGGAUAGGGAGCCCCUGGGUGGACGCCUUAAUGAACGGCAUGGUAUUCUUUCUUCCACUCACCGUGCUCACCUUCCUGCUGCUCUUCGAGGACCGCUUACAAAGCUGGGCCUGGCAGUGACGCAGUACAGUCACAGGAGCCGCCAGGAGCCACGCCCUCCUGUAUUUCUCAACAACCCAAUACCGGGGUGGGGGGCGUCCUGUCUUCUUCCUGGCGGCUCUCUCUUCACCACCUUCAUAUCACGCCACCCCCGUUGAGCGGCACAUUCUGAGGUGACCGCCGCUCGCAUGCCCUUCCUUACUCGUCACCGGGGUGGAUGAAGGUGCUGUUUUUCUUACUUU